Messenger RNA from Petromyzon marinus (sea lamprey), 8326 nucleotides. The record is from RefSeq and is a predicted model, not a curated record. NCBI's taxonomy places the organism in Eukaryota, Metazoa, Chordata, Hyperoartia, Petromyzontiformes, Petromyzontidae.
AUAAUAUAUACACUAUGGAAGCAAUCCAUAUCUUUUAAGUUCUCAUCCGCCCAUGAGAAUGUAUAGAGCAGCUCAUAUUUUGAUGGUAUCAUGUGGUAAUGCUCCAUCAUGUUUUAAAUCGAUUACACAGUGAAUGUUGAACUGAAGCUUGACUUAUUUUUUUUUCCCCCAUCUCAAAUCGCAAUAUCUGUCAGAAAAAAAAAAUCGCGAUUAGAUAUUUCCCCCAAAUCGUUCAGCCCGACCGCUUGCACGCGUCGGACGCGAACGCGCGCACGUGGGGAACGCUACGGCUGAAGAAAAGAGCCUCGGCUCAGUACGCGACGCGCAAACGUCGCACGGGCACAGUGAUCACUCUCCUCUUCGUGGCAACUUCCACUCACUAGCAGCAACAGCGCAGACAGAGAGAGAGUGAAGAGAGGAGGAUGCAUGCUGUAGGAGGUAGAGUUUUUGUUCCUCUGUCCUUUCUCGGAUUGUUCCCCCCCCCCACUCUCCUUUCUCGUGCGCCUCUGCUAGAGACUUUACGGUGCGACCGCGAAAACUCCCCAGACCUUUGUCACCUCUCACGUCUCGAGCCAGAGACAUGCCCCCCCCUCCCCUCCCCUCUCCCGCACGCCCCUCGACAGUGAUUAAACAUUGAUUGUGUGUAUGAUUGCCUGCAGACGACUAAACAAUCAGGGAGAGGUCUCCGCAGCACAUUUCCAACCGCAUCCUCACCAGCACCCCCUCGGCUCAAGGAUCAUCUCGCCGCGUUCCCCCCAUCCACUCCGCGCUCUCUCCUCCCCCACCCGCGAGCCCCUCGCACAAAACUCCCCUCUCCGAUUUGUUUUAGCGGUAAUUAGGGUGCCACGGUGUGUGUGGCGGCGGGGGGAGGAGGGAGCGAGGAAGGGACAAUGCCGCCGCCCGAGCCGCGGGGCUUCGGAUGAGACCGGCCAAAGAUUAAACGCCACGAUGCAGGACAGUGGGGUCGAGACUGCAAGCAAUGUGCUCUCAAGUCCAGUGGGAGCCAACGGAGGGGCCAGCGGGCAGCCAGACUCCGUGUGCAAGAGCCGGAUAAACGGGGAAGCGGCGUCCGCCCUUGAUCUCACCGCAGCCGAACUACUGCACCUGCAGCAACAACAGAGAGCUAAAGAGCAGUGGCCCGGUGGUUACCACACUGCCCGCAAAUCCAGUCCAUGGAGGGUGAUUAUUGGCCACACCUAAAUUCAGUGGUUCUUCAUGCUGCAGCAAGACAGUACCUCAUGCAGCAGCAGCAACAGCAGCACCAGCAGCACCAGCAUCAGCAGCACCAGCAUCAGCAGCAUCAAGGAGGCGGUGUGAAGUCUCCAAAAUCAGACAAGCAGCCAUCGUUGCAGGUGCCCGUGUCAAUGGCCAUGAUGACGCCGCAAGUGAUCACCCCACAGCAGAUGCAGCAGCUGCUCCAGCAGCAGGUGCUGUCUCCGCAGCAGCUGCAAGCGCUCCUCCAGCAGCAGCAGAAUGUCAUGAUACAGCAGCAACUACAGGAGUUUUACAAGAAGCAACAGGAACAGCUACACCUGCAGCUUCUACAACAACAGCAGCAGCAGCAACAACAGCAACAGCAGCAGCAACAGCAGCACUCAAAUAAGCAACCCAAAGAGCACCAGCAGCAGCAGCCGCAGCCGGCUCAGCAUCAGCUAGCGGCGCAGCAGCUGGCUUUCCAGCAGCAGCUGCUACAGAUGCAGCAGCUGCAGCAGCAGCACCUGCUGAACCUGCAGCGGCAAGGCCUCAUGCAGCAGAGCCUUCCCCGGCCUGGGCUUCAGCAAGGCCUCAUCCCCGCGGAGCUCCAGCAGCUGUGGAAGGAGGCGGCGAUGGCGUCGCACAGCUCCGAGGAACCACCCCCGCACCUGCCGGCGGCCAAGAACGGAGGCCUCGACCUCUCGCUGGGAGGGUCCAUCGGCUCAGUGACCUCCUCCGGCUCCUCCAUGUCGUCAUCCACCGUCUCCAAGACAUCCCCCAGCCUGCCCUUCCCGUCGCUCACCAACGGGCAGGCGGGCCCGAUGAGCCACUCUCAGCGGCGGGAGAGCAGCACGCAGGACGAUCUGGGAAGCGGCAGCGGAGGCAGCAUCAGCAGCAGCCACGCGCUCUUCGGGCACGGCGUGUGCAAGUGGCCGGGCUGCGAGGCGGUCUGCGAAGAGUACGGACAGUUUUUGAAGCACCUCAACAACGAGCACGCUCUGGACGAUCGGAGCACGGCCCAGUGCCGGGUGCAGAUGCAAGUGGUGCAGCAGUUGGAGAUACAGCUGGAGAAGGAGCGGGAGAGGCUGCAGGCUAUGAUGGCCCACCUCCACAUGCGCCCCUCAGAACCCAGGACUCCCCUGCAGCCUCUGAACCUGGUGUCGAGCGCCACUCUGGCCAAGAGCACCCCCGAGUCUCCGUCCCAGGGCAUGCUGCCUCACCCGGCCAGCACCCCGACCGCCACGUCCGUCAUCACGGCGCUCCCGCCGGGCCCCCCCGUGCUGCACGCGCCCGGCCUGCACGCCAUGGGCCCCAUUCGCCGGCGCCACUCGGACAAGUACAACCUGCCCGUGUCAUCAGCCACGCUGCAUGUGAUUGUCGCAACAGAGCUCGCACAGAACCAGGAGUUCUACCAGAAUGCCGAGGUCCGGCCGCCCUUCACGUACGCGUCCCUAAUCAGGCAGGCCAUCGUAGAAUCUCCGGACAAGCAGCUCACCCUCAAUGAGAUCUACAACUGGUUCACCCGGAGAUUUGCGUACUUCCGGCACAACGCCGCCACGUGGAAGAACGCCGUGCGCCACAACCUGAGCCUGCACAAGUGCUUCGUGCGAGUGGAGAACGUGAAGGGCGCCGUGUGGACCGUGGACGAGAUGGAGUUUCAGAAGCGACGGCCGCAGAAAAUGACCGGGAGCCCUUCACUCGUGAAAUCUAUGCAGACCGGACUGGGAUAUGGAGCUGCGUUAAAUGCCAGUUUGCAGGCCUCCCAAUGCUGUGUCAGUCAUGGGGUUGUUGGACCAUACUUCACCAUGCUGGCGGCGCUGGCGGAGACGAACCUGCCCCUGCUGGGCGGGCUGGGGAACCCGGUGACGGCGGCGGCGGCGCUCAUGGCGAGCCACGAGGAGCUCAACGGCCUCCUGGAGCACGCGAGCAGCAACGGCAGCGGCAGCAGCGCCGGCCACUCGCCCCCACACGCGCUUCUCAAUUGGACAGAGGUGGAGUCUCCCCAACCACGGGGACCUUGGGCUCCUAUGAGCCAUGCGCCUGCACACAGACAUCCCUUCCACGUGAAGGAGGAGCCGCUGGAGACGGACGACAACAACGUCCCCAUUUCCCUGAUGGCGUCGGCCCCGCACAGCCCCGAGCUGGAGGAUGACAAGGACACGGAGGAGGAGCCGCUGAUGAACGACGAGCUGGAGUGAGAGGGGGGCCGCCGGCGCCGACUCGCCGACGGCGCGGGGGCACGCGUCCGCGUUCGCCGGCUCGGAGGAGGACGGACGGGCGGAAGGGCGGCGCGUCGCCCGUGCGUUCUCGCCCCCCCUCCCCCCUUCCCCAGCGAAGCGAUCCUCAAACGGCCGACCACCACCACCUCCACCGCCACCCACGGCGCUUACUACGCAAGGUGGCGGCGGCGAUUGCUUUUCUGGACCGAGAAGUCAGAAUACGUGACGCGUGAAAACAAGUGACAAACUGCUGUGAGCAGCGUACGCACCCUGCACGCCGAUGAUGUCUUUUGUAAAGGAUCGGAUGGUCCCUCGUGAACAUUGUGAGCUGGUUUGGCAUCACCGUGGACACAACGGCGGUGGUGCAACAACGGCGGCGGCGGCGUGAAGAGCAUCUUCUUCUCGGUCGAUGCUGCAUUCAAAACCCCACGAGACUGUGAAAUCUUCCAUUGUGCUUUGCGCCCCUGUGGACGGGAAGCCAGCAUCGAAGACAAACGCACGGACGGAGCGGGCGUUUAACCCAACCUGAGGAGGGUUUUAAUCAAAAACGACAUUUGCCAGUAUUAACUCGACGUGAAGUGUACAUUCUGCGGCCGUCUUGUUUACGGUCCAACGGCACCCGGCGUCAUCUCCUCGUUUUAAACAGCGGCUGUAGCACUUACCGGAGCGCAACUCUCCUUCGCGGCGUUGUUGGAAGCCGCACCGGCUGGGGGCCAAGCUGCCGGGCGGUUAAACCGUGCCGCCAAUUUUACACGGAACUGGUCACGCUGAAGUUGCUCUCGAAAAGUUGACAACGACUCACGACACACGCGUGGUGCGCGCAUUGACAAAACGUGCAGUUGUAGAGUACGGUUAUUAACGUUAUUUGCCGUUUUUACUUUUGCAUUUUCUUUACAAAAAAAAAACACACACUUUCGAAAAAACUAAAAAUUAAUUGUCGUGUAUAAAUGUAUUAACGUGCCAAGUUUUGCGUUGGGGUAGGUGCAUUGCCCAGCUGGAGAAGUGUUGACAUCCUGGCUCUGGCUUGGUGUGUGUGCGGCACGCUGCCAGUGAAACGUGUGGCUUCACAAUACACAGAGGAGCCACUCAAAUGAAUAUGAGGAGUGGUAGUGGUGACUGGGCAACUCAACUGUAAUGCUACGCCGAAAAAGCCCUCUGCACAAGCUGCGGUGUGUAGUCUGUCUGCAUAAUCCGAUCUCUUAAGUACCUCUUUACCUCUGUUCACCUCCGAUGUUAGAAAAAUACAAAAGUCCUCAUUUCUUUUGUUACCGGUGCAAACCAAAGGUUUACCGCGGCGUUCCAAAAUGCUCAAAAAACAAAAUGCUUUAUCUUACACCGUCUACCUGCCCUGUGAGUGGCACGUCUACCAAAUUGCUUCACGGACGUCUCUGUAGGAUUGCAGAGAGAGAGGGGGAGUGAGGGGGGGGGGGGGGGGCCCUUGGCGACCUUUGACACUGACCCCGCCACGACAAGACACGACAGAGAAACACAAGGAUUGGCGUCCAGCGACCGCGCGUUUGUGGAUGUGCUCUCCGGAGUAUGUCGCCCGCUUCUGGGACGGACGGCGCUUAGAAGAGCAAAACGAAACAAACAAACGAGACUCGGUGCUGUGGGGAUUUACCGCGCUGUGGCAAACGUCGCGUUAGAAAUGGCGAAAGCGCCCAACGAUCCCUCAAUCGUGUUUCUCUCUCGCCGCCUGUGCACUGCCAUCGUCUUCGUCUCCUUGCUCACCGUACAAGAGGGAUUUGAAAACUUGUGUUUUUUUUGUUUCUGUUAAAAAAUAUCGCAAGGUGUGAGGAAUUUCACGGAGCAAGGUGGCAUGAUCAUAAAGGAGAGAGAGAGAGAGAUGAAUUGGCAAUGCUAAAAUAAUUUCUUGGUUUUUUUUUUAGCUAAGUUUGAACCCAAUGGGAAAGGAGAUAGAGUUAAGUGGAGGAUGGUCUUAUUAAAUAAUAAUAUAAAUACAGGUAUACAUUUUGUCACUGGUAUGUCAAAUUAAAGCACUUGUGUUACACUCAACAGACCUCUACAGUUACUUGCUACUAAUAAAAUCGCUACCUGAUUACCAAUGCUUCCUAGAGACCAAAAAAUGUAACCCAACUACAAUCCCUCUAAUUUUCAACAGACCUCAAGUACACUCUUUUCACUCUGUGUCAUGAUGUUACCAGGUGUUGUCGCUUGCUCAUGUCUGUGCACGUGUGGUGUUUAUGACGGUUGGAUUGGAUUCGUGGUGAUGGUGAGAGCUUAGAGCUUGCUUCCCUUUAGUCUAAAUGUCAAUCACCGAUCGAAACGCGCAUUUCAAUAUAUUUAAACAACUAACGACGACAUUUAACAAUAUUCAAGCCGUAUCUCUUGAAUUACAAAACAAAAAAAAUAACAACAGUAUUUAACUCCAGAAUUCUGGACACGUGAUUUGUUUUCAAAAGUAUGUUUUGUAUUUUUUUUUAAAUAUAUACGUUCACUGUUAAAUUAAAUAUUUAAUGGUAAAUAUUAACGCCCCCUUUUGUGAUGGUUGACCUUAAAUUAAAAAGUUUCAGUAAAGUUGUUUUUGCUUAAGUCGAUAUAUGUUUGAGUUAACACUGCGCACCCCUAUUUAAAUGGCCUUGACUGUGGAAGUCAGUCGCUGAUAAUUUAUAAGAUGUUGUCUUUUGAAUACACUCAUGUUGAAAAUGCUUUCCACAGGCAGUAUAGGACCCACAUGCUUGGAAAUUUGGCUUUGAUUCACCUUCGGUCAUUUGUGCUGUUUGCCCGUAUUUUAAAGGCACACCAUUUGCUGUUAUCCAUAUUUAUUUUCUCGCUCUUUUUUGCCAAGUGUAAUCUCUGAGAUUGCCAAAGAUGGUUCGGAUAUACAGUACCUUCUUUAAGUAACAACCAAAUAGCAAGACGCGGGCCCCUUUUAAGGAGGUGGCAAAGAAACUAUUCUGUUGACCAAAAUGCAUUGCAUCCAAAAGGCAAGCAUUUCCUUCACGUCAGGCGAAGUGUAAUGAACCAAAGUUUUCUCUCUGCGACCGUCGCUAAGCAAGCGGUAAAUGUUGACACUUAGCACCCCAACCACCCACCCACCCACCAUCCCUUCCUCAUACUGCCGCGCUCACUUCUCUGCUAUGAAAUCUCCGCGCACGAAGCACGCCGCCAGAUUCGUUUUCUGUUCCAAUUCACGAGCGCGUUGCGUCGACCCCAUCCAUAGCCGCGACCCCAUCCAUAGCCGCGACCUCCUUUUUAGGCCCCCGGUCGAAGGCGACAAACGGACAUGAGGAGCAAAAACAAACAUACGUUGAGUUCUUGAAGCGAGAGACGUUGUCGGAACCGAGAAAUAUACCUUUUAAAACGAACAAAAAACAUCGAGCGUGACACUAAGAUGUACGCGUCGAUAUAUCCGUGGCGGACGCGUGAUGUUGACGGUUUAACAUUUAAUUUUGAGGAAACCGUUUUUGAAACAAAAAAAAUGUUCGUCUGAUAUCCAUGCAUGAUGUAACAUUGUGUGAUUGUUGUGGAUUUAAAAUCGGGUUUAACGCUUUCGCCGUAAGCGGAAAACCGUGAAGAUGUUUAUGACGUGGGGAAGAAGAAGAAGAAUUACAAAUAAGUUCAUGCAUUUACUGAUCCCCCAAGCUCCCCGUACACUCAGCACUAAAUGAGCAAAGCUUUACAAAGGAUAAUACCCACUCUAGAGCAUAGAGUGGCUUGUCACAGUUACAGUAUUUGGGAAAUUUUACGACUGACAAAUUCUGAAGUGAAUAACGUAGUGUGGUGAUAUUAACUCAAAUGCGACCCUGUAUCUUUAAACAAACAACACACACACAGGUGUUCUGUUAGCGAGUAGGCGAUAGCUUAAAGCUCGAAUAUACGUAGCAUAUUAUUGUAAAUAAGGUUAAUGUGUAAUUAUGACAACAUAACACACAAGCGUGACAUCUUUAGAAUGCAUACCUCAACUAGAUUAAACCUCUUUGAAAUAAAGUACAGUUUGCACUUAGCUGUAAAAAAAAAAUUGCAUGAUUUUAGCAGAUACACGUUAGUUUGUAUAUUGUUAGCCUUUGCAGUGGAUGUUUGAAAACAGUGAACACUUCACUUGUGUGUUGGUGAUCUUAACGAUGUGGCGUUUUGCUCAAAGCAAAAACUGUUUUCUGCUUCUUCUUCUUCUUUACAAAGAAUUCCUUUGUAGUCUAUAUAAUUUUGUUUUUAUUUCAUCGCAAGAAGUAAAUGUAAUAUCCCUCUUACCAAACUGUUAACGACAUGGUAUUGAGAUUAUACUGAAAUACAUGGAAAAGAUGUGUUUUGAUGUACUAUUAUCGUUCCCGUUGGAAUUGUUUUCCACUUUCGUUUUAAUUAUUUCUUGUUGUUAUCAUUGCAUAGUUCGUUUUUGUUUCGUUUGUUUUUUUUACAAACUUGCUUCUUCUGUAUACUGUAGUAGAAUUGACUUAGUAAAAAGAAAUGGCUUGGUAUUUGUGACAAUGCUUUGUAUUUAACUGUCAUGCUCGUAGCUGGAGAAAAAGCCCUGAAUGCAUCAUAUGUACUUUAGCUUAACAUGAAAUCAGCUGUACCAUUUUACAUUUGCUUUGAACUGAAUAACACAUUGAGAGCUCUUAGUUAUUAGUGCUUGGGCACCCUUUGUUUUUUACAUGUGAUGGUGUAUCACGUGGAGGAUGUUCGAAGGCUCCACUCCCACACCAUUGGCGUAGUGAUACACCACGUGAUCCGAGCUUGCGGAGAGAUGAGUCUAUCUAUUCCGAUGUUUUUUUUUACUUUGACGGUUUAUUUUCUGUGACUUAAUAAAAAUUCAAGAUUGGACCAAAACGCCAAACGGAGUAUCUGAUACAGGAACGUGUAAUUUUAUGAUUUUUAUUCGUUAAACUUACCUUUUUAAGUGCCAAGGAUUAAAAAAAAUGAUAAAGUAAAAAAAAAUAAAGUGGUUGAACUUG